AUGGCCGAGCCGGUGGCUGCAGCGGCCGCGGCGCCCGCGGGGCUGGAGGGCGAGGACGGGCCGGUGCGCUUCGCCCGCAAAGGCGCGCUCCGCCAGAAGAACGUGCACGAGGUGAAGGACCACAAGUUCACCGCCCGCUUCUUCAAGCAGCCCACCUUCUGCAGCCACUGCACCGACUUCAUCUGGGGCUUUGGGAAACAAGGAUUCCAGUGUCAAGUCUGUUGCUUUGUAGUCCAUAAGAGGUGCCAUGAAUUUGUUACCUUCUCCUGCCCGGGAGCAGAUAAGGGCCCCGCUUCAGAUGACCCACGAAGCAAACACAAGUUUAAAAUACACACAUACUCCAGCCCGACCUUCUGUGACCACUGCGGCUCCUUGUUGUAUGGACUUAUCCACCAGGGGAUGAAAUGUGAUACCUGCAUGAUGAAUGUUCACAAACGCUGUGUGAUGAAUGUGCCGAGUCUCUGUGGGACAGACCACACCGAGCGCCGGGGCCGGAUACACAUCAAGGCAGACAUAGAAAACGAAGUCCUCACUGUUGUAGUACGAGAUGCUAAAAAUCUAGUUCCUAUGGAUCCCAAUGGCUUGUCAGACCCCUAUGUGAAACUCAAACUCAUCCCUGACCCGAAAAGUGAAAGCAAACAGAAGACCAAAACGAUCAAAUGCUCUCUGAACCCCGAGUGGAACGAGACCUUUAAAUUUCAGCUGAAAGAGUCUGACAAGGACAGGAGAUUGUCUGUGGAGAUUUGGGAUUGGGACUUGACCAGCAGGAAUGAUUUUAUGGGAUCUCUGUCCUUUGGGAUCUCGGAGUUGCUGAAAGCCGGGGUCGAUGGCUGGUUUAAGUUGCUGAGCCAGGAAGAAGGCGAGUACUUCAAUGUCCCCGUUCCCCCCGAAGGCGAGGAAGGCAACGAAGAGCUCAGGCAGAAAUUUGAGAGAGCCAGGAUUGGUCCCGGAUCCAAGGCAGCGGAGGAGAAGAUGCUGAACGCCAUCUCCAAAUCUGACAGCAACAAUGGGAACCGCGACCGCAUGAAGCUCACUGACUUCAAUUUCCUGAUGGUGCUGGGCAAAGGCAGCUUUGGGAAGGUGAUGUUGUCUGAAAGAAAAGGCACUGAUGAGCUCUAUGCUGUGAAGAUCCUGAAGAAGGAUGUGGUCAUCCAAGAUGACGACGUGGAGUGCACCAUGGUGGAGAAACGGGUGCUGGCCCUGGCUGGCAAGCCACCCUUCCUGACCCAGCUGCAUUCAUGCUUCCAAACCAUGGAUCGCUUAUAUUUUGUGAUGGAAUAUGUGAACGGUGGUGAUCUAAUGUACCAGAUUCAACAGGUUGGAAGGUUUAAGGAGCCCCAUGCUGUGUUCUAUGCUGCCGAAAUUGCCAUCGGGCUGUUCUUCCUCCAUUGCAAAGGCAUCAUUUACCGUGACCUGAAACUCGACAAUGUCAUGCUGGACUCCGAGGGACACAUCAAGGUUGCGGAUUUCGGCAUGUGCAAAGAGAACAUGUGGGAUGGGAUCACCACCAAGACCUUCUGUGGCACUCCAGACUACAUUGCUCCUGAGAUAAUUGCCUAUCAGCCCUAUGGGAAAUCAGUGGAUUGGUGGGCCUUUGGAGUCCUGCUCUACGAAAUGUUGGCUGGGCAGGCGCCAUUUGAAGGUGAAGAUGAGGAUGAGCUCUUCCAGUCCAUCAUGGAGCACAAUGUGGCGUACCCGAAGUCCAUGUCCAAGGAAGCCGUGGCCAUCUGCAAAGGGCUCAUGACCAAGCAUCCCGCAAAGCGCCUGGGGUGUGGCCCUGAAGGGGAGCGAGACAUCAAGGAACAUGCUUUCUUCCGUUACAUUGACUGGGACAAACUUGAACGGAAAGAGGUCCAACCUCCUUUCAAGCCAAAGGCUUGCGGACGGAAUGCUGAAAACUUCGACCGGUUUUUCACUCGUCACCCACCUGUCUUAACACCACCUGACCAGGAAGUCAUCAGGAACAUUGACCAAUCAGAAUUUGAAGGAUUUUCCUUCGUUAACUCUGAGUUUUUUAAGCCUGAAGUCAAGAGCUAAGUAGCCGUUGUAGACCAUUCUCCGUCCAACUGCUGGCCCUCCCUCGUAUCCAUCCGAUCCCAGCAGCUCUUGUGGUGGCCUCCUCCAUUGCUUUGAAUUUCUUUUGCAGGGAUACUGGAGUGACCAUAUUUCAAAGGCAGGCCCAUCCUCACUCAGCAGGGCUGUGGGCAGACACCUGUGCAGGAUCACUGGAGGGCGGGCAAAGGUGGCUCAUAUCCACAAGACUCGGACAGACUCAUUGGUGUGAAGGUGACCCUGGGAGAACUCCCCCAGGGCUCGCCUCAUGGGGACAGUGCAAAUUGGAUCACUUGUUAAAGACCAGAAAUGUACGGACCUCUCCCACUAGAUGGUUUUUCAAAGGACCGGAUGUGGUUGCCUUGCCAUGUUAGGUGGCUAAUAAAUGUUUUAAAUAAACCAAUAAAAAUAUUCAGAAGACGCAGAUUUUGGUUGAGCGUGCUGCCGACUCUCUUUCUGCCUGCGGGCUGCUGUCCCCGUAAGAACGACACACUCCAGACCAUUUUGCACAGUGAACUGACUUGCCCCUUUGUGCGAACUGAACUCUACACAAAGACCAUGGCAGCGGCAAUUAAUACAAAUGAAUAAAUGUGCCCUCUGGUGGCAGAUGAGGCACCACCCUGUCAAUCCUGUGGCUUUGUGUGACCUUGCCCACAAGGAGGGAGGUGGGGAGGCACCGCCUGAAGCCUCGCCGUGCAAGGGAGGGGCUGUGGCUCAGUGGCAGGACGUCUGCUUUGCAGGCAGAAGGCCUCCAGUUCCAUCUGUGAUGUCUCCAGUUAAGAGGAGGAGAAAGGAAGUGAUGUGAAAGAGCUCUCCCCGAAGCCCUGGAGGGCCGUUGCCAGUCAGAGUAGACAGUACUGACAU
This is a messenger RNA of Eublepharis macularius, 2916 nucleotides long. RefSeq names its product protein kinase C beta (gene PRKCB). The transcript is spliced from 17 exons. Gene Ontology annotation, molecular function: zinc ion binding; diacylglycerol-dependent serine/threonine kinase activity; ATP binding. Gene Ontology annotation, biological process: protein phosphorylation. The coding region runs from base 1 to 2037 and encodes 678 amino acids. The record is from RefSeq and is a predicted model, not a curated record. Lineage: Eukaryota; Metazoa; Chordata; Lepidosauria; Squamata; Eublepharidae.